This is a messenger RNA of Acyrthosiphon pisum (pea aphid), 1942 nucleotides long. RefSeq names its product CUGBP Elav-like family member 3-B. The coding region runs from base 288 to 1124 and encodes 278 amino acids. The record is from RefSeq and is a predicted model, not a curated record. The transcript has 8 exons. Gene Ontology annotation, molecular function: mRNA binding. Gene Ontology annotation, cellular component: nucleus. Lineage: Eukaryota; Metazoa; Arthropoda; Insecta; Hemiptera; Aphididae.
GCGCCACCAGCUACGCCACUCUCGGCAAACGGGCAGGACGCGCCGUAACUAGUGAAACGACAACUGCCAUCGCGUCUACUUGUUGAUUUUAUCUACCACCUGCAGCACAAUAUACUUCUAAUUUUUUUCUUCCUCUCUCUCCUCAUCACUCCGCUCGCUUGAAAAUCCAACGUCACGCAUUUCAAACUAGAGAAGUGCGUCUCGUCGACACCGAUUCGAUUACCGAAAAACACGAUUACUAUUAUACUAUACAGAUAGCAGAGAAGAGUCAUUAACAAAUUGUAAAAAUGCACAAUUUAGCUCAUAAUGUUCCAGUGUUGAACUCACCAUCAUCGUUUGUGUAUAAUCAAUUCGGAACUUAUGGAACAACUUAUAACCAAGUUUGUCAGUCCUCAUUAAUAGCGACAGUCCAACCUCCACCGUCUGUGUCUACUUAUAUUAACUCGAUGGUUACCGCUCAAACAAUUACAACACCAGUCGUUUCCUCAAUCAACACUCAAAUUGUGGAUAGUCGCAAUGUUUUGUCUAAUAUACCGUCGCCGACCAUACCGAUGUUUUCAAUUAACAGUCGUCCAAACACAUCAACCAGAGAACAGCUUUCGAAUACUAGAACCACCAAUCCAAUUUUGUUUAAUAAUUCAUCUAUGCAACAACAGUCAUUUUCCACUCAUCAUGCUAUAUUAGCAGAGUCUCUUCAAUUAUCAAUACCACCGCAUCAAAACAGAAUAAUUUCAUCAAACAGAGAUCCGACCACGUUUAAUAAUGUUUCAACACUUCAUCGUAUAGUCCCUUACCAAGCGGUAUUUAAUCAAUUUUCAGCUGCAAUACCAAAUACUCCUCGACACAAUAUCACUUUUGGACCUGAAGGCAGUAAUUUGUUUAUAUACCAUUUACCACAAGAGUUUAGUGACAACGAACUCACCCAUAUGUUUAUGCCAUUCGGUCAAGUGCUGAGCUCAAAAGUGUACAUAGAUAGGGAAACAAAUCAAAGCAAAUGUUUCGGUUUUGUGUCAUUCGAUAAUCUCAACAAGUGCACAAACUGCCAUUCAAGUAAUGAAUGGUUUUCAGAUCUGCCAGAAGAGAUUAAAAGUACAAUUAAAACGCCCAAAGGAAAAAAAUUCUAGUAGAAUUUAUUUUUGAAUGUGAUUGAUUUAUCAAAUUUGAACGAUCUUACGCAUUUAAUUUGAUGUAUGAAACUAGUCAGUAUAGUAGUAUACCGUAAAAUUAAUACAACACUAUUAUUAAAUUCUCUAAGGUAAACAUUUUUAUAAAUGUAUUAUUCUGAGCUAAAAGCGAGCUAAAUUUAAAUAAAAUACAGAUUUCAUUAGGACUAUUAAUAUAAAUUAUUUCAAAAUAUCAACUUAACAAAACGUAUCAAAUAGGUACACAACAAGUAAUUAUGUAGGUACCUAAAUUAUGUAACUUAAUUUUAAUCAAGCCAUUUUUAUGGUUUCAUACAAUCAUUGCAAGUGGUAGGUAAUAAUUCGAUUUGCACAGAAACAGAAAACUGUUCGUAAUAAUAUUAUUAGUGACGCACUCUACUUUUUUUAAACACACAACAACGAAUUUGUUUUUUAUUUUCAAAAUUUAAUUAGUUAGGCUGUAACUUAUAUCUUAUAUCUAAUAAUAGCUACUGAAAAACAAAAAUAUUAAUUCAUAUAAUAACUAAAACCUACCUAUUAAAAUUGUUAUUUUACAACUAAGAAUUAAGUACUUGCAUUAUUCUAUAAUUCUGUAUAAUGUUAGAAUGCGAUAAAAAUAAAAUACUGCUUUACUGACAAAACAUGACAAUAUCAUCAACAGAUUUUCUAUGAUAAACAUAAACCUAUUCGAAAUAUGACAAUAAAAUACCUGGAUAAUACAAAGAUAACCUAACUUAAAUUAAAUCAAAAAAUAUUGUAGUAUAAAAGGUUAAAAUAAUAUGAUUUACCGUUUGGGGUAU